Messenger RNA from Musca vetustissima, 507 nucleotides. RefSeq lists its product as uncharacterized. The record is from RefSeq and is a predicted model, not a curated record. NCBI's taxonomy places the organism in Eukaryota, Metazoa, Arthropoda, Insecta, Diptera, Muscidae. The transcript has a single exon. Bases 1 to 507 code for a protein of 168 amino acids.
AUGUUCAUCAAGUAUGGUACCUUUGAACGUUAUUGUCGCGGUCGCUACCCUCAAGAGGUAUCUAUUAAAUAUCGUGAUAAAUUAAUAAAUAUCGGUGAACCUUUCGCCAUCUAUAAAGAAGUCAAUACGUCCUCCGAAUAUAUUAUAUCAAUGAAAUUAUCGGAAUUACAUUCGUGUCCUGUUAUACAUAGCAGUGGUCCACAAAGUUAUACCUGUGUCACAUCAUCCACUGAAAUAACAUUUUUACGUGCCAUGGGUUUGUGUCAUGAAUACAAUUUGCAAAUAGCCGAUGAAUUGAUACGGCAUUGUUUGAAGCAAAACGGUAGAAGGCAUGAAGCGUUCGUUAAGCCGGAACGACAACUUUUGCAUUAUACAUUGGCAACGAAUUUAAAAUCCUCUGGUACUGCCGUUGCUGCUGUUGAUAAUUCUCAAUUAAGUCAAAUGCUCGCUAUUUGGUUGCUGUUGCGGUUGUGUGUUGCUGCUGCUGUUGCUGUUGCUUGGUGCUAG